AUGUCUAACCAAUCAAAAGUGACUGAAUUCCUUCUGCUUGGAUUUGUGGAUAUUCAAGAACUUCAGAUAUUUCACAACAUCAUUUUUCUAAUCAUCUACUUGUUGGCCUCCAUGGAAAACCUUCUCAUCAUCACAGUCAUCAUUUACAGCCGUCACCUUCACACACCCAUGUACAUCUUUCUGGCAAAUCUGUCAUUCCAAGACUUUGGCUCUAUAUCAGUCACAGUUCCCAAAUCCAUGGCCAAUUCCUUGAUGAACACCCAGGCCAUUUCAUAUUCUGGAUGUGUCAGCCAAGUUUUCUUCCUCGUUUUCUUCAUGAUAUCUCAUUUCUUCCUCCUUGGUGUCAUGUCCUAUGACCGCUAUGUUGCCAUCUGCAACCCUCUGCAUUAUGAGACCAUGAUGAACAAGAAAGUUUGCAUCCAGAUGGCAAUCGGUGCAUGGCUUGGUGGCCUUUUCUAUUCAAUACUGUAUACUGGAAAUGCAUUCACAGUGGAAUUUUGUUCCAAUGUGGUCUAUCAGUUCUUCUGUGAAAUCCCACAGCUACUCAAGAUUGCUUGCUCUGACUCAUAUGAUACUGAAAUCUGGAUUCUUACCUUUGGUGCUAGUUUGUGCUUCAUAUAUUUCACACUAGUUAUUUUUUCUUAUGUUCAGAUUAUCAGAGCAGUUCUAAAAAUCCCAUCUACAAAGGGGAAGCAAAAAGCCUUCUCGACUUGUAUGCCACAUCUUAUUGUCAUAUCCCUGUUUUUGGUAAGUGGCACUUUUGCCUAUUUAAAGCCAACUGCCAGUUCCCCAUCAGCAUUAGAUCUUUUAGUUUCCAUAUUAUAUUGCAUUGUGCCACCAGUGAUGAACCCCCUGAUUUAUACCAUGAGAAACACUGAAAUAAAGAAGGCAUUCUGGAAAGUUUUAGCCUGCCAAGGGCUCACUGCAGGGUUUGGGGGUUUUGUUUUUGUUUUUGUUUUGUCUUUUGGCAACUGAAGGUAUUGAACACCUUUGGUGCCACCCUUCUAACUACACCAUUCUCAUCUUGAACCCUCCACUUUAAACUAAAAUAAAUCUCAAAGGGAAGCAUUCAGAGUAAAUGUUGUGCAUGGGGGAACUUCAUAGAGGAAAUUGAAUCAUCAAAAAUUGUUCCUUCCCCUUGUGUGAGUGGAAGCAUUCUGUUCAUGUAACUUCUAAUCUGAAUUUGCCCAUAAUUUCUGAUACAAUAAUAUCUCAUUGACCUCUCAUUGGAACAUUUUAUAUCUAGCAAAAACAAAGUUGUAAGUAACUGACGUGAUUCUUAGGUGGAACCUCAGUGUUGAGAGAUGGUACACCUUUGAACACCAGUUGUAACUGUAAUCUCAAAGUUAUUAUUUUU
Molecule: messenger RNA, 1357 nt
Organism: Hemicordylus capensis (graceful crag lizard)
Lineage: Eukaryota; Metazoa; Chordata; Lepidosauria; Squamata; Cordylidae
Product: olfactory receptor 14A16-like
Exons: 2
Coding region: 1-975 (324 amino acids)
Biological process (GO): G protein-coupled receptor signaling pathway
Cellular component (GO): membrane
Molecular function (GO): odorant binding; olfactory receptor activity; G protein-coupled receptor activity
Source: RefSeq, a predicted model, not a curated record